UUGGGGUCGAUACAUAAGGCGUUUAAAGAGCAGUGUGCGGGUUUCUUCUUAUUUCUAAUCUGAUUCACCUAUUACCAUGCACCUGCAAAGAAAUAUAGCUCAGAUGUGCGAGUGCCUAUUAUCAUUAUCUCUGGUAGUUUAUUUUAUUUAUAAUUUGUUGACGAGUUACACGAUUAUGUCGAGAUGCAUCGAUUCCAAGAAUGGCAGAGGAUCUUACGACUAGUUCAACUGGCUAGCUAACGUUAGCAAGCGUACGUCCAGCUCAGAAUGAAUGGCCAGUGGGUGCAGUGAUUGCUCAGCGGGGACAUCAGCUUGCUAGUAGCGUCUGUAACAACUCAAUAUAUAUUGAGCUGUUACAUUUUAUCAUCUAGCUGUUGCAAUGAAAUUGGUUUAAAAUCUGUUGCAAUUAUGUGACCAGGAAGCUAUCUAGGAAUGUUAAUUUGUAACCGCGCGCGCACCAAUCGGACUUUGAAGUUCGCUGACUAAAAAUCAAAUGAGUUUAUUGGUUGCGUACGCAAAAUCAAUCAAACGUAUUUAUCAAGCCCUAUUUAUAUCAGCAGGUGUCACGAAGUGCUGUACAGAAACCCAGCCUAAACACCAAACAGUAAGCAAUACAGACGUAGAAGCACGGUGCAGCGAAAUGCUUAUGUUUCUAGCUCCAACAAUGCAGCAAUAUUUAUCAAUUCAACAACAAUACACACAGCACCCCUAGAAAAACUUUGUGUCUUCUAACAUGACCGUAAACUGCGCGUUAUGGUGUGUUCAAGACAACUUGAAACUGUGAAAAAUACGAGGUAAAAUAAUGACGACAUUGAUAUUCAGGUCGAAGCUCAAGAAAGAGGUCCGAGAUGGAAUUUCGAGUUAGAUGACCGUUCAAAACUAUCUUCCCCAGCUCGUUUUUUUUCAGAUUUCCAGUCGUCUUGAAUACUCUGUAGUCGGAGAUUUCCGAGUUCCAAGUUGUUUUGAACGCGGCAUUCGUGCUGGUGUGUGUGUGUGUGCGUGUGUGUGUAAAGGGGAGGGACUUAAUACAGUACGCUAUUUAGAGCGAGAUUGAACGGUGCUUAUGCAUUCAUUUUAGAGAUAGAUAAAUUAGAGUCUACUUCGGAGCGUCAAUCCAGAUUGACAGUGUUAUCCAAGGGAAAGAGGAAACCGAUAACGUCGGAGACCAAUCCGCUAGACAGGCUCCAGAGCAGAGGCCUCUCUAACUCCAACCACCCCAUAAAUCACCCUGAUAUGGAUGGAACCAACCAGCCAGCUGAGGUUAAUCAACAGUCUCCUGCCGGGCAGCAGGCCAUGGGGGGAGAUGUUGAGGAGAGCAACAGCAGUGGGAAUAGCCAGAACCCUGGAGAGAGAAAAGCCCAAAUGCCACCGCUGAAGCCACCCGCCACGUGGACCUCCAUGGCGAUGAAGGAGCUCAAGUCCAAGCUGCGACUGGAGAAGGACCGUGUGGUGACAGUGAAACAAGGAAACAUUUUGACAGUGCAUGUGCCCACCGUUCCUGAGGGAAAGAAAGUGUGCUGGGAGUUUGCCACAGAUAGCUAUGACAUAGCCUUUGGCAUCUCCUUUGACUGGAACCCUGUCACCAGCCAGGCCAUCACGGUCCACAUUAGUGAAUCCAGCGAUGACGAAGAGGAGGAAAAUCAGCUAGAAGGACUUAUCAACCCAGGGGAUGUUGAGAAGGGGUCUAAAUCAUUGGCCAACUCCAACAUAGGGGAAAUCUUACCUGUGUAUCGUCUGGACAGUCACAUGGCAGUGCAAGGUGGCAGUCACGAGUAUCCAGGCGAAGGCACUUACCUUCUGAAGUUUAAUAACUCCUACUCACUAUGGCGAAAUAAGACUCUGUACUACAGAGUGUAUUACAGUCCCUGAGGAACUGUAACUGUCAGCUUUUGCAUAUGACUGUAUGACUUACUAGAAUCACUUAUUUUUGAUUCAAUAUUUUUGAUUCCAUAGAACAUGUUAUGGUUAAUUUUAAGUGCAUAGAUUUUUCAUCACAAUCAACAUAUGUUGCUCACUCCUAGUCUACACUUAAAAUCUAAGAGGACCAGAGAAUUAUGAAGUGGGACAUUUUGCUCAUGUUUUACUGUGUUUAUAGAGAAAGAUUUGACGUAGCCUUGUGUUUGUGCCAUGUUCUGUUUAAAAGUUAUGUGCAGUGAGUUAAGGCAAAUUGACCAUAUUUGAAAGAUAUAUAUAUAUAUAGUAUAUGUACAGUACCAGUCAAAAGUUUGGACACACCUACUCAUUCAAGUGGUUUUUCUUUAUUUAAAAAAAAAAAUUCUACAUUGUAGAAUGCCUCUACACCUGGAAUGCUUUUCCAACAGUCUUGAAGGAGUUCCCACAUAUGCUGGGCACUUGUUGGCUGCUGUUCCUUCACUCUGUGGUCCAACUCAUUCCAAAUGAUCUCAAUUGUUGUUGAGGUCGGGUGAUUGUGGAGGACAGGUCAUCUGAUGCAGCACUCCAUCACUCUCCUUCUUGGCCAAAUAGCCCUUACACAGCCUGGAGAUGUGUUGGGUCAUUGUCCAGUUGAAAAACAAAUGAUAGGCCCACUAAGUGCAAACCAGAUGGGAUGUUGUAUCGCUGCAGAAUGCUGUGGUUGCCAUGCUGGUUAAGUGUGCCUUGAAUUCUAAAUCAAUCAUUAAGUGUCACCAGCAAAGCACCCCCACACCACCUCCUCGUUUCACGGUGGGAAGCACACAUGUGGAGAUAAUCCGUUCACUUGCUCUGCGUCUCACAAAGACACGGUGGUUGUAACCAAAAAUCUCAAAUAUGGACAGAUUUCCACUGGUCUAAUGUCCAUUGCUCGUGUUUCUUGGCCCAAGCAAGUCUCUUCUUAUUAUUGUUAUCCUUAAGUUGUGGUUUCUUUGCAGCUAUUCGACCAUGAAGGCCUGAUUUACACAGUCUCCUCUGAACAGUUGAUGUUUAGAUGUUUCUGUUACUUGAACUCUGUGAAGCAUUUCUUUAGACUGCAAUUUCUUAGGCUGGUAACUCUAAAGAAAGUAUCCUCUGCAGCAGAGGUAACUCUGGGUCUUCCUUUCCUGUGGCGGUCCUCAUCAUAGCCCUUGAUUGUUUUUACGACGGCACUUGAAAAAACUGCAUUGACUGACCUUCAUGUCUUAAAGUAAUGAUGUACUGUUGUUUCUCUUUGCUUAUUUGAGUUGGUCUUGCCAUAGUAUGGACUUGGUCUUUCACCAAAUAGGGCUAUCUUCUGUAUACUACCCCUACCUUGUCACAACACAACUGAUUGCCUCAAACGCAUGAAGAAGGAAAGAAAUUCUACAAGUUAACUUUUAACAAGGCACACCUGUUAAUUGAAAUACAUUCCAGGAGACCUCAUGAAGCUGGUUGAGAGAAUGCAGUGUGCAAAGCUGUCAUCCAUAUAUGUUAUUUCAUAGUUUUGAUGUCCUCACUAAUUUUCUACAAUGUAGGAAAUAUUCAAAAUAAUGAAAAUCCCUGGAAUGAGUAGGUGUGUCCAAACCUUUGACUGGUAAUGUAUAUUAAUCAGACACAACAUUUCUUUGGUGGCAGCAAUUAGAGAACACUGAUAGAAAGAUGAUUGCUAGGUCAAAAGCUUAAUCGUUGCUCCAAAGAACUGUCAUUUGUUUUAUUUUUUGCUUCAUAUAUGUCACUCUUUUGCCUUUGAAAAUGUUUUUGUUUUACAUGAAUUGUAUGAUAAUCCAAAUGCAGUUAAACAAAUAUUCUGCACAACAAUUCAAUAGUUUUUUUGCAUACUGUGAUUGGAAUGAGUGAUUGUCAAUGAAAGAAUAUUGAAUGUUGCUCAGAAUCCAAUGAUAAAGCAAAUGGUCACCUUCUGUCUUUCUGACACAAAUAAAAGCCAUGCCCUAUCACAAAAAGUUUUUAUGUAAUAUUGGUUCAAUAUUUACAUUGCCAAGUCCCUAUUUAGUUUGCUGGUUGUCAGACGGUGGGUUGGUCUUUGUGGACAAUAGCAUGAGACUAUUAUAAAUACUAACAGAUUCAAUCUAUUUCUAUACUGAACAAAAAUAUGAACGCAACAUGUAACAAUUUAAAAGGUCUUACUAAGUUACAGUUCAUAGAAGGAAAUCAGUCAAAUGAAAUACAAUCAUUGGACCCUAAUCUAUGGAUUUCACAUGACUGGGCAGGGCAUUGGCCCACCCACUUGGGAGCAAGGCCCAGCCAAUCAGAAUGGGUUAUUACCCAUAAAAGGGCUUUAUUACAGACAGAAAUACUCCUCAGGAUCCCAAUUCUCUAAAGUGACGUUGGAGACAGGUUAUCGUAGAGAAAUUCAUAUUAAAUGAUCUGGCAACAGCUCUCUUGGACAUUCCUGCAGUCAGCAUGACAAUUGCACGCUCCUUCAACUUGAGACGUUUUUGGCAUUUUAGAGUUGCCUUUUAUUGUCCCCAGCACAAGGUGCACCUCUGUAAUGAUCAUGCUGCUUAAUAAGGUUAUUUGAUAUGCCACACCUGUCAGGUGGAUGGAUUAUCUUGGUGGAUGGAUUAUCUUGGCAAAGGAUAAAUGCUCACUAACAGGGAUGUAAACCAAUUUGUGCACAGCAUUUGAGAGAAAUAAGCUUUUUGUGAGUAUGGAAAAUGUCUGGAAUCGUUUAUUUCAGCUCAUGAAACAUGGCACCAACACUUUAGAUGUUGCAUUUGUUUUUUGUUCAGUAUAAAAGUAUGAUUUGGAUAGUCCCUUUAAAGUGCAAUAUAUGCACAGAUCUCUGUAAAAGAAGAUAAUUUGUAUUGUGUGUGUCUUUUCUGUGUUGUAGCUCUGUAUGCACCUAAUCAUGUUCGCAAAUUAUUUUAGCCGCCCAUACGUGGUUCCAAAAAAUAAUGUUUGUACCUCAUCCAUCUGUGUUGUGCAUGUUUCCAAAGGUACUGUAUCAUAUGAAUUGUGCUGUUAAAAUAUAAGGAACUGAAAAUAAGUAUCCCAUGGUUGCUGUGCUUUGUACUGCAUGCACUUCUGUUUCUUAUAAGCUUUCCUUUUAAAAAUAAAUCACAAUAAAUUUGAAAGAUUGUCA
Molecule: messenger RNA, 4993 nt
Organism: Oncorhynchus keta (chum salmon)
Lineage: Eukaryota; Metazoa; Chordata; Actinopteri; Salmoniformes; Salmonidae
Product: protein TMED8-like
Exons: 5
Coding region: 1234-1869 (211 amino acids)
Cellular component (GO): Golgi membrane
Source: RefSeq, a predicted model, not a curated record